Drosophila willistoni is the source of this 7627-nucleotide messenger RNA. It is a transcript of the gene mbc, whose product is annotated as dedicator of cytokinesis protein 1. NCBI's taxonomy places the organism in Eukaryota, Metazoa, Arthropoda, Insecta, Diptera, Drosophilidae. The record is from RefSeq and is a predicted model, not a curated record. The transcript has 16 exons. Gene Ontology annotation, molecular function: small GTPase binding; guanyl-nucleotide exchange factor activity. Gene Ontology annotation, biological process: small GTPase-mediated signal transduction; cell migration. Gene Ontology annotation, cellular component: plasma membrane; cytoplasm. The coding region runs from base 573 to 6611 and encodes 2012 amino acids.
UGUUGUUUUUGUUUUCGAAGUGAGCGGUUGUGCGGUCGGUUGGCGACAAAGUUGUUUUUAAAAAUUUACACGAAUAAAUCAUCUAAAAUAGUUGUUAUUUUGUUACAAGUGAGAACAGUAUCGAAUUCCAUAUAUUUUGGGCUUAAGAAAAAUAACGGCCUUAGCCUGCCCGGGCGCUUUCGUUUAUGUGCGCUUAAAUAAAUAAAUAAUAGUUAAGUGGAAUCAGAAAACAACAACAACACGCGGGUGUGUGCGUGUGAGUGUGCAAGCGGCCAACUCCCAAAAAUGAGAAUUAAUUAAUUGUAAAAAUGAAUUACAAACUUACACUACAAAUACAAUUCAUUUCAUUGUAUUUAAUCAGUUAGAAAUUAUUGCAAAAUGCUGUGAAUGGUGCAAAAGUAAAUAAAUUCGACAACUUGUUGCUUUUGUCUGUUUUUUAAAUUUGCGGCAAACGAAAGUUUGUCGUACGUGAAUGAGUGUACAUAUACAUGCAUGAGUAACUGUGUGUGUGUGUUUGAGUGAAUUAGUGUGCGGUAAAAGUUGGCGAAAAUAACAACAACAACAACAACAAAAUGUCUGUGUGGAGCGAUUGCAAUGCUAAGCAACAAUUUGGCAUUGCCAAAUGCAAUUUCGACCAGGAGGUGACAAAGCCACAUCGUCUAAAUUUGGAUGUGGGCGAUGCAGUCGUAAUUCUCAAGGAGACAACACAUUGGUAUUACGGCUAUAAACAGAAAGACAAGGAGCAUCGUGGCAUUUUUCCCAAGAGUUAUAUCCAUUUGGUUGAAUAUAAUAUUGUCAAUGGAGAAUUCUGUAUCCAACGGACAGAUAUUGUCGAGGAGAUCACCAAAGUGUUGCUGGAGUGGGGCAGUAUAGCGAAAGGAUACUUUUUGCGUACCAAUCCUAACUUUCAGAGAAUACGACGAAAGAUGAACGAGCUUAACAACAAUCGUGCCGCCUUGAUCUCUGGCAAUCUUCCGUUGGAUGAGAUGCGUAAGGUUAAGCUCAUGGCCACAGCACAGAUUGAUACUGGGAACAAUCUGCUGGGCCUGGAUAUGGUGGUGCGCGAUGACAGUGGCGAUAUAUUGGACACAAAUGCCAUUUGCACCACAGAGCUCUUUGAGCAUCAUGUCCAUGCUGUCAGCAGGAUCGAAAAGGCUAAUCGUCUUUCGAGCGAACAAAGAACUCCACGUGUCCAUAACAAAUACUCACACAACAUUCUGCUGCAUGUGAAUGCAUUUGUUUGCAAAUUUCAAGAGGACUCGGAUCUGUUGUUCACGUUGUUUGAUGGCGAAACCCAUAAACCCAUCAGUGAGAACUAUGUGGUCAAGUGGUCACGCACAGGCAUUGCCCGGGACAUUGAUCAGUUCGACAAUAACCGCGUGCUUUUCACCGAUCUCAGCAGAAACGAUUUGAGCAUCUCGAAAAUGUAUUUGGUGUGCUAUGCCAUACGCAUAGGUUCGAUGGAAAUGAAGGACUCCUCGGAAUCGAAGCGAACGAGCAUAAGCAUUGCCAACAGCAUGCUGACUGCAGCCAGUCGCAAGCAUUCCCAGUUGUCGGUCAGUUCGAAUGGGUCAUCGGGCAGCACUUGUGAGUAUAUAAUGCGACGACCCUUUGGCGUGGCGUGCAAGGAUCUAACGCCCAUCUUGAGUAAAGCGUGUGAUGGCCCCAGCAAUCAGGAUUUGCCAUUCAUCAUGUGUGAAAAGGACACUUUGGAUGGGACAUUGCGCAAGUUGAUUUCCAACAAGGACAUUGGGAAAAUUGACUCCAAAAUGGCAGUGACCAUUGAAGUUCUACGCGGCGAUAUCAAACAGAUUAAAGAGGAUUUCCCUCGACUGGUGCACACCAAUGUGCCGGUGGCCCGUAAAAUGGGCUUUCCCGAGGUCAUCCUGCCGGGUGAUGUGCGCAACGAUCUCUAUUUAACCAUUUGCAGUGGCGAAUUUUCCCGCAUAGCCAAGACAUCGGAGAAGAAUGUGGAAGUCUCGAUUUGUGUGGCCAAUGAGCAGGGCUAUUUGAUUCCAGGCGUCAUGAGUAUCGGCACCGGCCAUUCUCCAAUUGAUGAGUACAAGUCGGUGGUCUACUAUCACGAUGAUAAACCGAAAUGGCAGGAAACCUUUAAGAUCCAUGUGCCCAUUGAGGAAUUUAAGCAAUGUCAUUUACGUUUUGUCUUAAAGCAUCGCAGCAGCAACGAGCAGAAGGAUCGUUCGGAGAAACCUUUCGGCCUGGCCUAUGUGCGUUUAAUGCAGGCCAAUGGAACAACCAUACCCCAGGGUCAGCAUGUCCUUGCAGUAUAUAAAAUCGAUCAUAAGAAAUAUGAUAAAACUGUGGCCAAUUCCUAUAUGGAACUGCCAGCGACAACAGCAGAAUUGCAAGGCACGAAGCCAUCAAUAAGCGGACUCUCCCUGCUGCCCAAAGAUCAACUGACCAUAGGGGUCAACCUAUGCAGUACGAAACUCACGCAGAGCGUGAGCCUUCUGGGCCUAUUGAAUUGGUCAGCCCAUAAGGAAACUCUCGAGCAGUCCCUUAAUGCCCUAUCCACAGUGCCUGGCGAAGAGGUAGUUAAAUUUCUACAAGACAUACUCGAUGCCCUAUUCAACAUUCUGGUGGAGAAUGAUCAGCCCGAGAAAUACGAUCAAUUGGUCUUUAUGAGCAUUAUACAUCUGAUUGAAACUGUAUCCGAUUUGAAAUAUCAACAUUUUCUAACUGUCCUGGAUGUCUAUAUUAAUGAGAGUUUCUCCUUUACCCUGGCUUAUACAAAACUCAUGGAUGUCCUGCAGAAGAAUAUAAGCGAUGCCAUUAAGCCGCGAGAGAAAUCCGCUGAUGGUUUCGAGACUGAAGAGAGCAUGGAAGUCCGCCGUCUCUAUAAGACAACACGAUAUCUGCAUUAUGUUAUGAAAUUUGUCAUUAGAUCCAGGAUACUUUAUGCCGAAAUGAACUGCAAUACAGAUUAUGUGGACUUUGCUUCGCGUUUGCAGGAGCUUCUACGCAUGUUUAUCGAUAUGAUUGGCUGCCCAAGCAAUUUGCUGAAAUCAGAAGGAGCUCUGCUCAAAAAUCUUCACAUUAUUGCCACAGAUCUGAUGCAAGUGUUUGAUCAAGUGCGGCUAAGUGUUUCUAUUGUGGAAAUUUUGGAGAAAUUCCCACCACGUCGACUCAUUCAAUCAAAAAUGGGUUGCAUUAAAGAUUUUGUGGAAACGAAAUUGUUUACUCUGCCCAAAUGUCGAGCCAUUCUGUUGCCCGUGUUUUGCAAGCACAUUAAAGAUCAUCUCGAGAGCAAGGAGGAGGGCGACUCGAAAACCGAUAUCUGGCAGCAAGAAAAGAAUCUUUCAAAAGCCGCCAAAGUACUUGGACAAUUAAAAUCCCAACUGCACACACGUGAAACGACUGCAAAUAAAAAGAUUGCCGAAUGCAUCAAUAUUAUGAACAAUAUCCUCAAAUUGCUCUAUCGUUCGGAUGUGGGACCCACUCAUAAUGAUAUUCGUGACAUUAUGAUCAUCCUGCUGCGAACUGUGAUGAAGGCGGCCCAUUCACUGGAUCGCGAUACGGCGCUGGUGGGCAAAUUCUUUGCCAUUAUGUUGGGCAUAUUACAGCGUAUGGAUGCCCAGCAUUAUGAUUACUUUGUAAAGGAUCUGCAUCAGCGCGGCGAGCUAAAGGAAUUCGUUAUCGAUAUACUCUUGGUGUUCACGGAGCUGGUGUCACCGUCACCGCAUCAGAAGGCUGUCUUUCCGCGUGACUGGAUGGAUAUGAUAAUGCAUCAGAAUACCGUCAUUUUGGGGGCUCUGCAACACUUGAGCAUUGUGAUAAUGGAUUAUUUCCUCACACCGUUUGAAAAGCAAAUCUGGUCGAAUUUCUUUCAGUGUUCGAUUGCCUUUUUGGUGCAGUCGCCGCUGCAGUUAAAUGAUUUCAAUGACAAUAAGCGGCAGAUUGUAUUUGCCCGCUAUCGAGAUAUACGCAAGGAUACGGCAAUGGAGAUACGUAAAAUGUGGUUCCAGCUGGGGCAACAUAAGCCCAAGUUUGUGCCGCAAUUGGUUGAACCAAUACUGGAAAUGAGCAUGAUGCCGGAAACGGAAUUACGGCGCGAGACCAUACCCAUUUUCUUUGACAUGAUGCAGUGUGAAUAUUACAGCUCACGGCUGGAAUUGGAGAGCUAUGGCGAUACCAAAAACAACAAUUCUCAUCAUAAGGGCAACUUCACCGAGUUCAAGACGGCCAUGAUCGAAAAACUUGACAUUCUGAUUGGAGCCAAGGGCAAGGGUGAUGCCGAAUAUAAACAGCUCUUCGAGGAGAUCAUGAUGGAGCGUUGUUCGGCACAUGCCACCCUCAAUUUGGAUGGCUCUAGCUUUGUGCAGAUGGUCACGAAAUUGAUGGACAAACUACUGGAAUACCGUUUCAUCAUACAGGACGAGAGCAAAGAGAAUCGCAUGGCUUGCACCUUCUCCCUGCUGCAAUUCUACUCGGAGGUCGAUCUCAAAGAGAUGUAUAUACGCUAUGUGUACAAAUUGUGCGACCUGCACAUGGAGUUCGAGAACUACACUGAAGCAGCCUUCACCCUGAAGCUGCAUACGCAGCUUCUGCGCUGGACUGACACCGAACUGUCGCCUCAGUUGCGCAGCUACAGGCACAUGAACUGCCGCACUCAUCGCGAGCUGAAGGAGACUCUGUUCUUCGAGAUUAUGGAGUAUUUCGACAAGGGCAAACAAUGGGAAUGCGCCAUCGAUAUGUGUAAGAUUCUGGCCCAGCAAUACGAGGAGGAGAUCUUUGACUAUAUCAAGUUAGCUGAACUAUUAAAACGCAUGGCUCAGUUCUUUGAGAAAAUCCUUAAAGAGCUGCGACACACAUCGGAGUAUUUCCGUGUGUGUUUCUAUGGCCGAGGCUUUCCCCGUCUCCUGCAGAACAAGGUAUACAUUUUCCGAGGAAAGGAGUACGAAAGACUUAGCGAUUUCUGCACCCGCAUGUUGGUUCAGCAUCCGCAGGCCGAGGUUAUGCAAACCCUUGAGGCACCAGGCAAAGAUAUAACCCAAUCGGAUGGACAAUACAUUCAGGUUAACAAAGUGGAGCCCAUUAUGGAUGCGGCAUUCGCCAAGUUCAAUGAGAAAAUCAUUUCCAAUGAAAUUGUCAAGUACUUCACCUCGAAUAAUGUACAGAAAUUUCAAUUUUCGCGACCCUUCCGCGAUGUCACCAAUGGCGGCCAUAUGGACGAUGUGCGUAGUCUAUGGCUAGAACGUACCGAGUUGGUCACAAGUUUCCCAUUACCCGGCAUUUUGCGUUGGUUCCCCGUCAUCGAUUCGCAUACCUUCAAGAUAUCACCCUUGGAACGUGCGGUUGAGAUCAUGAAGGACACAAACAAGGGUAUCCGUCAGUUGGUCAUCUUGCAUAAGGGUGAUGAGAGCUUGCACAUAAAUCCUUUGAGUAUGAAACUAAAUGGAAUUGUCGAUCCUGCCGUCAUGGGUGGUUUUGCCAAAUACGAGGAGGCCUUCCUCACUGAUGAGUAUCUCGAGCAGCAUCCCGACGAUAAAGAUUUGAUAGAAGAACUGAAAGACUUGAUUGCGUCACAGAUACCGCUUCUUGAGAUUGCCAUAAUGUUGCAUCGCCAAAAGGCGCCUGACAGCUUGAAGGCUCUGCAGGAGCAUUUAGAGAAUUGUUUCACCGACAUGCAACAGCAUGUGGAGUCUCGCUAUGGUCGCAAGUCAUGCGAUUUGAAAAUGGAUCGUGAUUCAGUUGUGAUGCGACGUACAAACUCCUUCCUACCAGCUCUUUUCGAUGGCAGUUGCAAUCGUUUGUCCGAGACCAGCAUGGGAUCUUCAGAUAGCGGCCUAUCGAAGUCAACGUUCUUGCCAAGGCCACAAACUAACUCCAUUAAAUCUACGUUGGCCAGUUUAAGUUUCAAUGCCAGGCCAAGUUUGAUGCACUCGCCCAGUACCAAGAGCAGCAAGAAUAAAGAGAAAACUCCAGCCAAAAGGCGCUCCAUGAAGAAAGAUCGCGAAACAUUAAGCCUACCAGUGGCAAAUAGUCAAUGGUAUACACCGCCAUUGUCCACCAUUACAUCGACGCCGGAGAAAGAAAUCAAUACGUCGGUCACAUCGCUAGCAAGCGUUUCAAAUAGUUCAUUGGCGGGGCCCAAAACACCUGAUCCACGUGUCCUGACCGAGGAGCUCACUUCAAAGCGGCCACUACGUUCCGAAAAGGAUAAAGAACGACGUCUAUCCCGGCCGGCUAGUAUAGCAACGCCCACGGCUACGAUUAAAAACUUUGUGGACACACGUUCGCUGUCCGAGAGCAGCAAUCGCAAUUCAGUUGAAACAACUGACUCCACAUCCGAAGAGGACAUAAGGCCACCACCUUUGCCAGCCAAGACGCGUGACUCCACUGAUUUCACCAGUCUUACACAUAGUUUGGACUGGAAUCCCAAUGGUUAUGCCAUGUUGAAUGCGUUAAGCAAUACCAGCAGCAGCAGCAUUACGACAACGACUACUAUGACAAAGACCAGUAUUACGAAUACAACGUACGAGUAUUUGGAGGCCACGAACUUUAGUUUGAUCAAUGCCCAAGAUUCCAAUAAGCCGCGUCCACCAACGCCGCCGCCAAAGCCAUCGCGCAACAGCAAACACAUUCCAUAGAAGAGAUAGAAGGGAAGGGAAGGAAAGGGAGAAAGGUACUCGCCAGUGCCGCGCCAUAUAUAUUUGAGUGCCAAUAUUAAAUCCUACACCCAUUAUGAGUCCAUCUUCUGUCCACCUGUUGCGCUACGAAGAAGAAAAAGAAGAACUAUAGCAACAUUUGCCUCAUACGCCAAAUUAAAAACAACAAAACAAACAAAAAAGUGUCUUAAUAACAUCAAAAACAACAACAACAACAACCACAACUAACAAAUAGUUACUUUUAUUGUGUUUAUUCGUUAAGUGUUUAAAUUAUGUAUUGUAUGUUAAAAUGAUAUUAUGUUGAACAUUUCGUCAUUGUUUCGUUUAAGUGUAUUUUGUAUUUUGUUUACGAACAAAACUCAUUGGCUUGUCUUCCACAAGUAAACAUUAGUACAUUACUUUAUAAUUAUAUUAACCACAGAUAGACAAUAAGUUCAAAUUCAAUCAACUCUAACGAUACAACAAAAAGGCAAUUCAAUACGUCUCUUAUGCAAACAAGUGCCACAAAUCUAAAAAACCAAUUGCAAUUUACAUAAGAUACAAUGUAGCACAAAUUUACUAACAAAAGUCAAUUAUAUAAUUACGCAUGCGAAACGAAACGAAAUCUUUUCCAAACGAAAUUAAUUGAAUUUUAGUCAAAUUUAAACAAAAAGGAUAUCAAUCAAAAGCCAACUAUUUACACACAAUGUUUUUAAAGAGCGCAAAUUAGCCAUAAUAUUGUGAGCAAUAUAAACUGUUGAGAUUUAGUUAGUAAGUUUAUAAGCAUCUACUAUAUACAAAUAUGUAUACAUAAACAUGUGUAAUCUAUUUUAUCGCACCAAAACGAUUUUACUUACGAAAAUAUUACUAUAUUUACAUUUUAUUGUGAACAAAACACACAAUUUUUAAAUCUUCUUAUACCUAAACGAUUUUUUUAAUCAUGUAAUUUGCGAUCUGUGUAUCGGCCAAAGAUUAAGCAAUAAUAAAGUACAAUUAAGCAGUAAAAGUAAUCCUUUAAA